UCUUCCAUCCACAACAUCUAAGGAAUAAGCCCUACAUACCUUGUUUUCAUGCUAUUAAAAUACAUAACUAUGACUAAGCUGAAGCCAGAACAAUUGAAGAAAUGACUAUUGAUGGAAUGAUUGGGUACUUACAGGAUAUAUUUCUGUGUGUGUGUGUGUGUGUGUGUGUACAACUGUGUCUGGGCAAGUUGUUUACUGUUUGGAGAUGUGGAACAUUUGUGACAAGGGGCUCAAGUCUGUUUUCAGCAACCCCCUAUACUGUCUGCAGCUGGGUUUGAUCUUUCACAUGGUACCCAACUUUUUCCAAACUUGCAGAGCUCUCACACCCUGCAGAAAUUAUUGCCCCCUGACGACUACAUUUAUCCAAGUUACGUAAGUGUUAAAAAUGUGAGUUAAAAAAAAAAAAUAGGCCACAGAGGCCCCUGUGAACGCCUCAAGCCUCAGGUGAGGGGAUGUGUGCAUGUGAACUAGCGUGCUACUGAGAGGUAUGCUUAGGCAUGCCGUUAAAACUGGCUGUUUUUUUUUCCCCUCGUUCUGUCUGCAGGCCUCCCGACCUUUUACAGCCCGGGUAUCAUGUAAAUGAACCCUGUGGUACUGCCGUCCAUUUCCCUUUAUUUGCUAUUCAAAUGUAGCUUGUGUUAGGGGAGACAGCAGUCGGCUGUUAUUCGGCUAUUUUAGGGGCUGUGGAUUAGUUUAAUGUGAAUGCUCUUAAUCUCGUGGCUCUGUGAUCGAUAUGAUUGUUUUAUGCAUUUUAUCUAGACAAUAAAUGUUACUGAUUAGAAGACAUGGGCCAAACUUUAACAAGAUGUCUUAAGCAUAGACAGUUCAGCCUUUAUGAGUUCCUAAGAAGACUUGUUAAUAGCACCAUAUUUUUGAAGGAGGGUUUUUCUGUGUCAGGGCACCUGAAGGGUCAUUUCCAUACAAGACAUCUGUGUAACGCAUGACCAUUCUUCAAAUUUUAUUAGAUAAAUAACUAUUUAAUGUUCAAAUACUUACAUUGUCAUCAAAGGGGACGUACCAGGCAAUGCUUACUUUGGCAACAGUAAGUCAGAAUUUAUGUUCCGGUUCUUGUGAACUGGAAUAUUCUCCUAGGAGAUGUAAUGAUCACUUGUCGCGGUGGGCAUACGUUGAUUUAGCAGGGUGUUCAUUUGCCAAUUUUCAGAUAAAUAUUGGUUGUCAGAGCCAAAACCCUGAGGCAAUAACUAUAAGGAAAUAACCCGCUUACCGUCUGAGUCACAGCUGGUGUGUGGAUUCCGGUCACUUGAUGCGGCGUCAAAGGGUCGUUGCGUAGGCUACAGGUGCGCUACGAUGAUUCCCUAGAACAGCGAAAGACUUAAAGAAACGUCAGUGGUGUGAAAUCGUUCGCAAAAUAUUGGCAUAGUUUUAUCGCGCUUCUCACAAAAAUAUCGUUAGCCGGCUCAGAAUGUUUCUGUUCUUCGUAGCAUGUUCUACAUUUUAUAUAGGUAGGAGAUGUACUUAUUUAGCGUUGUCGAUAAGGAGUACAAAAGCAGUAAUGCUAAUCCCCCUUUGUUACCUAAUAACUUGAGCCGAUUCGAAGGGGGAGGGGUAGAGUUGUGUACACCACACUGUUUAUUUGAAUAAACGCUUGAAUGUAAAAAACCCUCCCAUCCUUCUCCAAGGUGAGACGUGGUAGGGAGUUCUCCUUUGCAUGUGACGUUAAGGGUGGAGUUAACGCACGUUUGCCACCACGGCAGGUAAUGUAGCUGGAUACAGGUGAGAGACAGGCGUUUCAUUCUCAGCAGGCAAACCGACAAUACGAAAAGCCCCCCCGGGAGAGCAUUCAUCACAAUGGCAGGGAACAACAGCGACUAACAAGAUCCCCGUGUCUCAAUAAAAUUUCCCUGCGUUUCUUUUAAAACAUUGACCGUUAUUGCUUUUCCACAGUACAUUUACAGAGAAAUAAGAUCACCCGAAGACACUUGGUAAUUGCUCCAUCUGGUAAGUGUUCUGCUCUACCGGGACGAUGAUUAGCUCCGAGUCGUUGCGGCCGACAACAAACUGUGGGCGUAAGGCCCUCGGUAAACUAGCCACCCGGCUGGAGGAGGUGAAGAAUCCAUGGCGACAGGUCUCGACCCUGGAAUUAAGCCACAAUGAGGCUGCUAGACUCGCCACGGAUGCUUUACUGGAGUCGGGGGAGAAAGAAUACAGACGAGUGCUGUUGGAGGAAAGAGAGUUAAACUUCCUUUCGCCGCUUGAAAUUAAGUACAUUACUGACAACGCCAGCAAGAACAGUGCGUCCGACAGUAACUGCGCAAAUGGCUCGGAGAGAGACUUUGGGGAGGGGGACGCGGUGUCGGAGCUUACGUCUGGGACAUACUUCCCUAUGAUGUCGGACGAAGAGCCACCUGUUUUGGAACUGGGCUGGCCUGAACUCCCCAACCGCUACGGCCCCUCGGAAACACAGAUCUAUUUCCAGAGGGACAAGUCUAACAAUGUCAAAGACAUCAUUCGUUCGCUUAUAAAUAAAGCGAAAAAGGUCAUAGCAUUGGUGAUGGACCUUUUCACAGAUGUAGAUUUGCUCUGUGACUUGAUGGAAGCCUCUAACAAGCGCAAGGUCCCUGUGUAUAUUCUCCUGGACAGCAAGAACCUGCACUACUUCAAGGAUAUGUGUACAGCUCUGGACAUCAAUAAUUCUCAUCUGAGUAACAUGCGGAUUCGGAGCAUGUGUGGAGAAACAUACUGCACCAAAUCAGGCAAAAAGUUUACCGGCCAGGUACAGGAGAAGUUCAUGAUUAUCGACUGUGAAGAAGUUAUUGCUGGAUCAUAUAGUUUCACCUGGCUGUCAGCACAGGUCCACAGCAACAUGGUGCUGCACUUCUCCGGACGGAUCGCGGAGAGCUUCGACCGGGAGUUCCGCUGCCUCUACGCGGACUCCCAGAUCAUCGACUACUUCCACAACCCCGACGAGGAAGGCCUCCCGUAUUACCCGAUGUACCCGUCCAUGUUGGUCCCCAACAUGGGCAAGGACUUCCUGCAGGACAGGCCCAGAGAGAGGCUGUGCUCAGAGCACUCCAGCAGCCAGUCUAGCAGCAGCCUCUCCAGCGUUAAGAAAGCUCCUGGCAUGCCCGCCCCUGUCUACCAGGUCAACCAUGACAAAAAGGAGCCCAACAACCCUUUCCCGGGACCGGACAGAAGAGGGGGCCAAAGCCAGACCACUCUCACCCAGAGCAGCCAGAGGUUAAGAGGUUCCUCUAACGGCACUGGCCAGAGCCCAACUUCAGAGCACCCCCUUCCUGGAGCCAGUCAAACCCCAGGGAUAGAAUGGUCCAAAGGCGAGACUCCAGACUAUCUCCGCUCCAAUUUGGCAGGCACCACCUCCAAGAUCCAGGCCCUCGGUCUGUAUGACCACAAGCAGAACUUGUUUCACAAUGCGCCCAAGACCCCUCCGGGGGACAACAAAAUGACCAACAAGCAAAGGAGCCCCUCCAACCCCAUCCUCAACAAGAUCUCUGACUUCUUCUCACCCACCACCAAGGAGAGGGAAGCCUACAACUUCAGGAGGUCUCCGCCCCAGAGCACGGCUUUCGGGGGUCCAGACCUCACCCAGGCGGAGCCCGAGAGCAGGCAGCCGCUGCCCCCACCCCCUCCUUUGUCCCCAGAGGGGGGGCGGACGGACCAGUGGAUGAACCGCCACGACGCCAAGAGGAUGACUUUGGGGCACAGCAAGCUGGACCUGGUCAACCACUACAACAAAAUGAAGUCCAAGCACAUCUACAGCAGGUUUGAGUUGAAGAACAACAACUGAACAUCUGGCAGGAGGGCUGCUCCUUCCGCUCAGCCUUUGGGGAAAAACGAUGCUUUGGUUUCUUUGCGACGCUCACAGGGGAGAACACAGUAGUGUUCAGGUGGCUCCUUGUGCCUUUUUGCCCUCCAGGCUGUCUGCAGUGGGUGGUGUUCUUGCGUGUGAGCUUGGACACAUUGGACCACUAUGUUGGGAAUGAGAUUUUUGGACAAAAAUGUGUCGCAUGUUCAUUUCUGAGGAAAACAUGUUUAUGCUUACAAGUCACAUUUGCUAAUGCUAACAAAUGCUAAUAUACGAUAGCAUUUGCUGUUGGCUGGUUAUUAUUUAUGUAAAAAGUAGCUUGGCAGCGGGUGCGGAAGUGCUUAAACUGAAAUGGUAAUGUCAUGUUCUCAGCCUCUUCAGGGGUCACUCUUCCUUAUUACUUGAGCUCAAAUAGUUUUGGGAGUUGGUAUCCCAAGAUGUGGAGUCUUCCUUGCUUAUACAUAUUUACAAACGGCAAGACUGUGAUAGGUGUGUUUAUACAGCAUUGCUGUAUUUUAAAGUUCUACCAUGAGAAAUAUCCUGACUUUAAGUAUGUUUACUAUCCCGUUUGAUCUCACCCUGCUGUAUAGCUUUGUAAAUAUUGAUCAUAUCUUUUAAAUUCCACCUCAUUAUAUAUCAUAUGUAAUAUGAUAUUAGAUCGUAAUUAUAUAUAAUUUAUCUGGAUCAAUGGGUGGAGUCAUGGACAAUGAUGUCAUUCACUCCGCCUGUCCCCUCUGAAGAUUUUGGCUUUUGUUCUUAUUGAAUUUGUCUUUCACUAAAUUUUCUCCCAUAUUGAUGGAGGAUUACAGUAUAUGACUAGACUAGGGUGUUUACAGAUUUUCAUUAUUUAGCCUUGUGUAAUGGAUUGACAUCUGUUAUACUAUACUGUGACAUAAAUAUCCAGAACUGAGAGAGAUUUUCAGAGCUUACUGUCUUCGUUAUUCAUCUGUACACUGAAAGUGCAGCAGUUUCUUACAGUUCUUAAAUGCACUUUUUAAAAAAAAAAAUGUAUUGCUAAGCAUUGAAAUGCAGUGAUACGCAACAGUUCCAGACCUAAGCAAUGCCCUAGUCUUGCGCAGCUGUCUGGGUUUCAGUGAAUGCAUUGAAAAGUGGUGGGAAAUUUGGACUAUAUGCAUUCGUAUUUGUUUAAUGCUCCCUUUUGAUUUUGGUUGGAAUUUUCCUUUCCAGCGUUUGCCAUCAA
Molecule: messenger RNA, 4985 nt
Organism: Megalops cyprinoides (Indo-Pacific tarpon)
Lineage: Eukaryota; Metazoa; Chordata; Actinopteri; Elopiformes; Megalopidae
Gene: sack1c
Product: family with sequence similarity 83 member C
Exons: 4
Coding region: 1985-3766 (593 amino acids)
Source: RefSeq, a predicted model, not a curated record